Paramuricea clavata is the source of this 1245-nucleotide messenger RNA. The record is from the annotation of a GenBank genome assembly. Lineage: Eukaryota; Metazoa; Cnidaria; Anthozoa; Malacalcyonacea; Plexauridae.
AAUGUGACUACAGUGCUAAUGAUGUGGCUAAACACAUAUCUGUGUGUAUUGUCGUAAGCCCUUCUGCUUCUGGCAAGAAAAUUAGCUACAAACCACAAUCCCUCAGCGAUUUUCUCACCACUUACGAAGACCGAUACCGUGAUUGUUUAUGCCAAAACCAGCUAACAAACGAGGUCAAUGGUCUCAAAACAAAACUAUCCAAUCUACAGACAUCAAUUAAUUCGUUUGAAACAACGUUGAAGGAUCAUGAUUUAAUACUAUAUUUAUAUAGAAAAUCAACUGACUUAAACGAACAAUAUCAAAAGGAAAUAGCUGAAAACAAAAGGUAUAUAAAUAUCUUAGAACAAAAGCUGUUUAAAGAAGAAGAGGAGAGAGAUUCCUUACAAGUAGCUAUAAAGCUUGUUGUUCAGGACAAACAUUAUCAAAGAGAGAAUGAAGCUCAACCCACAGUACGUAAUCAUAUUCCACAUUCUCAUAAAAAGUACCCUCAAGAAAUAAGAAUGGAAUAAGGUAUCCUUAAGCAGGCAGGAUCCCAAUACAAAACAAAUUCAACUGAAUCCAAAGCCAUUGCCUAUCACAGUUUAUAAUAGAUAUGCAAAUCUAGUGAUGAGGGGGAGUAGAAUGCUGUUAACCAACCAGAACAAUAUCAUGAAUGUUCAACAACAGAAAACUCUCAAAUUGACAAUUCUGAAACACCGCUCUCCCCUUGUCAGGAGUAUUUAACCAGUUAAUACUCCAAAGCAACCCACAACUUCAGACCACAGUAAAUCACAACAGCCUCUACAAGAUAGAAAUGAACAAGAUACUAGCCAAAAAGCUCGCUCAAAGAAACCCCACUAUGAACAAUGUAGUGCCUCGGAACAUCCCGAAGUACAACAGCCUCCACAAAACAGUAAUCGUAAUCUUCAGAACAGCAUUGUUUUAAUUGGCGACUCAGUGCUAAAGAAUAUUAUUUCUGAGAAAAUGACACAAAGGAAGGUUUACAAAUACACUUAUUCUGGAAAGACUGCAGAUCAAAUUGCUUCUGAGGUCGAGAAUAUUAACCUACAUGAAGCACUUUCGCAUGUAAUAAUCCAUGCUGGAACAAAUGAUUUAUCUCUGGACUCAAGUAAUGAUGGUAUUGAUAGUAUUGAAAACUUAUGUUUAUCAGUACAAAACAAAUUCGCUAAAGCAAAAAUUGGAGUAUCGAGCAUAAUCGUAGGCUACGAGACGAUAUCUCAGUCAAUGACAAGAUCCAGGAGGUGA